AUGAGUGUGGUUUCCAAUUCCGUCGACUCGGCCGCUCCUCCAAACCCUCGGGCCCUUCUUGCCGCUGAACGUGCCCAGAGCAAAUUCGAUCCCGCCACCAUGAACUACUUUUUGGAAACCUCCAAGGAAACUUCCGACACCAUCAAGGAGUUUGUGCAGCAGUUGGAAAGAGACCCGAUCAUGAACCCCGGCGCCAAACAGUACGAGUUGACCAAGGAGCAGCAGCGUGUGGUUACCGCCCGCCGCAUUGCCCGUUUGGCCCAGUACGCCGAAACACAAAACGACCCUACUUUCCAAGGCCUCCGCGCCUCCAUCAUGAGCGUGUUUGACCCACAGGUGGGAACACGUCUCGGUGUCAACUUGGGUUUGUUCAUUGGCUGCGUCCGCGGCAAUGGUACCAAGGACCAGUACGACUAUUGGUACAAACAAAAGGAAACAGGCUACGUGCGGGGCAUUUACGGCUGUUUCGGUAUGACAGAGUUGGCCCACGGCUCGAACGUGGCUGGUUUGGAAACUACCGCCACCUUUGACGAGAAAACCGACGAGUUCAUCAUCAACACUCCUCACAUUGGCGCCACAAAAUGGUGGAUUGGAGGUGCCGCCCACUCCUCCACUCACUGUAGUGUUUACGCCCGUUUGAUUGUAAAGGGCGAAGACUAUGGUGUCAAGACUUUUGUGGUUCCUUUGCGUGAUGCCAACCACAAUUUGAUGCCUGGCGUGGCUGUUGGAGACAUUGGUGCCAAGAUGGGCCGUGACGGCAUUGACAACGGCUGGAUCCAAUUUUCCAGCGUCCGCAUUCCCCGUUUUUUCAUGUUGCAAAAGUUUUGCAAAGUCACUGCUGAGGGAGAUGUCACAUUACCUCCGCUCGAACAGUUGUCAUACUCGGCGUUGUUGGGUGGCCGUGUUCUGAUGGUGAUGGAUUCAUACCGCUGGAGUGCCAAGGCUGUGACAGUUGCUCUCCGGUACGCGGUGUGCCGUCGUCAAUUCAAGUCCAAGUCUCAGGCGGACGGCUCUGAAACACAAUUAAUCAAUUACCCAUUGCAUCAACGGCGCUUGUUCCCAUUCUUGGCUCAAGCAAUUGUGUUUAGUGCUGGCUCGUGGAAGUUGGAGCACACAUUCAAUGAGGUGUUGGAUACUUUGGACAAGGCGGUCGAGACCAACGACAUGAAACGCAUUUUCGCCUCCAUUGACGCCAUGAAGUCUCUUUUCCUCGACUCUGCUGCAUUGAAGUCCACUGGUACCUGGUUGACUGCUGAGUGCAUCGACCAAUGUCGCCAGAGCUGUGGUGGCCACGGCUACUCCUCUUACUCUGGCUUUGGCAAGUCUUACAACGACUGGGUGGUGCAAUGUACAUGGGAAGGUGACAAUUCUGUUUUGGCCAUGUCUGUGGGUAAGCCUGUCAUCAAGGCUGUUGUUGCAGUCUUGGAGAAGGGCGCCAAGGAAAAGGGCUCGCUCUCCUUCUUGAACAACGCUGCCAAGUACGACAACGAUGAAAUUGUCUUUUCCAACACUUCCGACUUGCUUGAUUUCUCGAACGUGUUGCGUGCUAUCGAAGUGUUGAUCACACGUAUUGGUAUUCAAGGAGCCAAAGUUGUGGCAGACAAUGGAGGCAACUUUGAUUCUGUUGGUGCUCCAAGUUUGGCCAUUGCGAAAUUGAAGGCGCAUCACUAUUUCCUUGAGGAGUUCCACAGAAGACUUCAGAGCAACGAGUACAAGGAAUUGAACCCCUACCUCGAGCUUAUUGGUAAGUUGUACUGUGCUUCGAAUGUGAUUGAGAAGUUUGCAGGUGACUUUUUGACAUACAACGUGAUUCCGGGCCUGGUUGCUCGCGAAAUCACAAACGUUACUCUUCCAGCCUUGUGUGCGGAGGUCAGAAAGAAUGUUGUUGCUUACACUGAUGCUUUCCAGUUCUCUGACCUGAUGCUCAACUCGUCUCUUGGAAAGUACGAUGGUGAUGUUUACGAAAACUACUAUAACACAGUCAAGACCUUGAACCCUCCAGAAAACCACAAGGCCCCAUACAGUGCUGAAUUCGAGGCUGCGUUGAACCGGGGUCCUUUGGAUGCUCGUGAGAGGUAUGAAAAGGGUGCCGAAGUGGCGGCAAUCUUUGUCUAA
Molecule: messenger RNA, 2115 nt
Organism: Clavispora lusitaniae ATCC 42720
Lineage: Eukaryota; Fungi; Ascomycota; Pichiomycetes; Serinales; Metschnikowiaceae
Product: Acyl-CoA oxidase family protein
Biological process (GO): fatty acid beta-oxidation using acyl-CoA oxidase; lipid homeostasis
Cellular component (GO): peroxisome
Molecular function (GO): fatty acid binding; FAD binding; acyl-CoA oxidase activity
Source: RefSeq, a predicted model, not a curated record